AUGUGUACAGUGCCUUGCGAAGGCCUACUCCACCUGCAGCAACAGGAGGAAAUCCUGUGUGAGAGGGAUUUCCUGGAGGCCAAAAAGCUGCUCCGAGCCCGAGAGACUCCUCUGAAGGAGGUGCUCAGCUUCUGGACUGAGCUCGUGAAAAAGAGGAGAGAGGAGGAGGCCCCAGGCCCCUCAGACUCUGAGGUGGAGGUCCACAGCAUCUUCCUUCACACUGUCAGCUUCCUGCUACACAGCCGCUGUCUACAGUUGGCGGAGCGUGCCUUGGCCUUGGAGCUGCAGUCCUCAGGCCUCUCUGAGAUCUACCUCCUCCACCUGGGCCACCUGCAUCUGCUCCGACACGACUGCAGCAGUGCCCUGGUCAUCCUGGAGGAGGCGCUGUGUCGGAAUCCACAGAGCGCUGAGGCCUGGGCUCUGAAAGGACACUGCCUGUUCCUGCAGGGCUCCAUCAGCGCUGCUCAGCACAGCUACGAGCGCAGCCUGAGUCUCCAGCCUCAGCCUCAACAGCUGGUCCGGCUCCGGCUCGGCUCCAUCUACCUUCAGAACAGACAGUUUGAACAAGGUGCACAGGUUUUCCUGGAGGCCUGUGAGCAGAACCCCUCCCCCCUGUCCUGGCUGGGUCUGGGAGUCGCCUGUUACCGGUUAGGGGAGCUGGCUCUGGCUGAAUCUACCCUGACUGAGGCCAACGUUCUGGAUCCUCAGAGUGCCUCAGUGUGGGCCCACCGCUCCCUCAUCUGCCUCAAGUCUGGUCGACUUAAAGAAGCUGUGAAGUGUUUUAAAAACUCAGAGAAGUUUGGUCUCCGUGACGACGCUCUGCACAGAGAGUUCACAGAGAUGCACGAGCAAAUGCGCAAUGGCUCCCAGGAAGUGCAUUAUGGGUAG
This is a messenger RNA of Knipowitschia caucasica, 888 nucleotides long. The record is from the annotation of a GenBank genome assembly. NCBI's taxonomy places the organism in Eukaryota, Metazoa, Chordata, Actinopteri, Gobiiformes, Gobiidae.